AUGUCGUACCGAUCCCGCGAGUCGCAACCAUGGUCGCAAAGAGACAGGGACGCCUCUUCCAUGUCCUCCGUCUUUGUCCCUACAUAUCUCCCCGCACUGCAAGCCAAAGGCGCUGGUACAGAUCGCGACGGCCUCGAGCCCUUGACCGAGGAGGAAUAUGACCCCUCUUCGUUCGACCUCGUUGUGCCCGCGCAUGCCAUGGGCAAGCAGUACACCCUCGAGGCGCAAUCCGAGCUGCUCUUUUCCGUGAAGCAUCUCGCCGUGAUCUUCGACGACCCCAUGCUGUUGCAGCGCUUCACCAACUUUCUCUCUGCGUCGCGGCCCGGCUCGGUGCCGCUGCUAAAGUACUACCUCAACACGCUGAAAGCGCUCAAGGCGAUCAAUUACGCCAAUUCUUUGACUGGCAACUUGAAGGGACUUGAUGGGCAUGAGUUUACGAAGGAUCCUGUUACAGACACCGUCAAUGAUGCCCUGUGGAAGAGGGCGAAUGAUGCGUUCCAGGCCAUGGCGAACCACGAUCUGCCAGCGUACAUCACCCACACUUACAUCCAGACGGUGAGCAUCACGAUCAAGAGGAGAAUAACAGAUCAAUUGGCGCCCCAAUUGCGAGACCUGUCGGAGGGAUUGGCAGAGGUGUUCUGUUUGACAGACCCGUCGCGACCCGACAACCCAAUUGUCUUUGCAAGUGAAGAGUUCCACCGCACAACACAGUACGGAAUGGACUACGUCCUGGGCCGCAACUGUCGCUUCCUCCAGGGCCCGAAAACAAACCCCUUCAGUGUGCAGAGAAUUCGAGAUAAGCUCACCGCUGGUGUGGAUCACUGCGAAACCUUCCUCAACUACCGCCGUGACGGAUCCCCUUUUAUGAACCUACUCAUGGUCUCACCGCUAUACGACUCACGAGGCGUGGUGCGAUACCAUCUCGGUGCGCAGGUCGAUGUCUCUGGCCUCGUCACAGAUUGCUCCGGUCUGGAGUCAUUAGCAGCGCUCAUCUCACGCGAGAACCCCGAACACGAACGCUACCCCGGUGAAACAUCUCACAGAAAGCCGGACGAAGAAAAGGAGGAGUUCGUCGAGAUGGCUGAGAUGUUUGACCUCCUCGAACUCAAGACCGUGCGCGAGGUAGGCGGCGCAUUCCACCGUACGCACCAGCAGGAUGUUCGACAGACGGACACGGUACCUGCGAACUGGAACAAGCCGAGACUGGUUUUCCAGGAUGACGCUACUAUCAACCGCCGCCUAUCGGAUCCUAUUCUCAACGAGACAGCUCUGUCAAGCUACAGCGGUCGUCUGAGCGGUAUCUACAAGCACUACCUCCUCGUCCGCCCAUACCCCAGCUUACGCAUCCUCUUCGCCUCGCCAUCCCUGCGCGUGCCCGGGAUGCUACAGAGUUCUUUCCUGUCACGCAUCGGCGGCUCAGACCGUGUCCGCGAGACACUCACGCAAGCCUUCGCAGGCGGCAACGGCCUCACAGCCAAGAUCCGCUGGCUGUCCAAGUCUGACAUGCAAACCAAGGCAAACACCGACGGCAGCCAGUCCGCCCCGUCAAACCCCGGACGUAACCGCUGGAUCCACUGCACGCCGCUGCUGGGCUCGAACGGAGCUGUGGGUGUGUGGAUGGUGGUCCUCAUCGACGAUGAGUCUGAUGAAGCGUUUAUCCGAGGGAUGAGGCGUGAGGCUCCUGCUGUGCAGCCGUCGCCGAGAUCAAAGUCGAGACUUGAGAUGCAGGAUGAAGAUAACAUGAGUUUGAGUAGCUUUGCGGCUGCGCAUCGACGGUCAUGA
This is a messenger RNA of Fusarium sp. VM40, 1782 nucleotides long. The record is from the annotation of a GenBank genome assembly. Lineage: Eukaryota; Fungi; Ascomycota; Sordariomycetes; Hypocreales; Nectriaceae.